Molecule: messenger RNA, 2028 nt
Organism: Candidozyma haemuli
Lineage: Eukaryota; Fungi; Ascomycota; Pichiomycetes; Serinales; Metschnikowiaceae
Product: SKN1/KRE6 family beta-glucan synthesis-associated protein
Exons: 1
Coding region: 1-2028 (675 amino acids)
Biological process (GO): (1->6)-beta-D-glucan biosynthetic process; fungal-type cell wall organization
Cellular component (GO): plasma membrane; endoplasmic reticulum membrane
Molecular function (GO): glucosidase activity
Source: RefSeq, a predicted model, not a curated record
AUGGUUCGUGAUUUGACCCUGAACGCCCCUCAGCUGGGCUACGAAACGCCUCAGAACCCUUUCGCUUCGGAUUUGGAUAACGAGAACAGGUACAGAGACUCUAACUCGUCGUUUGGAUCUCUGGAAGAAGCAAACUUUCACCUGAGUCCUCGUUCACAGUACGGAAACCGUUUUGCCUCUUCUUCGGGCUACUACUCGCAAAACGGUACUUCUGCUAACUUAUUACUGGGCCAGAGCUCUGGAGAUCAGGCUCCUGCUUUGGCUGUUUCUGCUCCACUAGAUAACGGCAUGGACCCUAUUCAAGUUCCUUCUGAAUACGAUAGGUAUCCGCUGAUGGCGGGCUCUAGAGUGGUCUCGCUGACUUCUUUGGCUUCCCAAAUGAAACAAGAGUAUUCUCCUAAUAUGGGUCUGACUCUGGACCUGGCAACGCCUGACGAAGAUGCACUGAUGAAGAGUGGAAACCCCUUCAUGACACAUGUGGACUUUUCACCUUUCGGCGGCUACCCAGCCCUGUCAUUUCCUCUUCACAUUGAUGAGAAGGAGCCUGAUGAUUACUUGCAUAACCCAGAUCCUAUUGCCGAUGCAGCCUACGACAAGAACAGGUUCUGGUACGAUUUGAAGACCAUGGAUAAACGUGCUGCUGGAGGUGCCAUUGGUGUUCUUUUCUUGCUUCUUGGAGCCAUUGUUGUCUUUGUGCUUUUGCCUGUUUUCUUCUACUCGGGCGUCACAGAACAUUACCAUCCACAGUCAUACGAAAUCUUGUCCCAGUACAAGUAUCCACUUUCUGGAGCUAUCCGUACAGACUUGGUGGACCCAGACACUCCAGAAGAUGCCUUGUUUAAGGAGAAUAACUCUGGCGAGAAAUGGAAGUUGGUCUUUUCUGAUGAGUUCAACGCUGAAGGUAGAACGUUCUACGAUGGAGACGACCAGUUCUUCCAGGCUGUGGACAUUCACUAUAGUGGUACAGAAGAUUUGGAAUGGUAUGAUCCUGACGCUGUUACCACUGCCAACGGUACUUUGAUUUCUCAGUUGGACGCUUACAAGAACCAUGACUUGUUCUACCGUUCUGGUAUGGUCCAGUCCUGGAACAAGAUGUGUUUCACCCAAGGCAUGAUCUUUAUUUCUGCCCAGCUUCCAAAUUACGGUAACAAAGGUGGUCUUUGGCCAGGUCUUUGGACUAUGGGUAACUUGGGUCGUCCUGGUUAUAGAGCAUCUACUGAAGGUGUGUGGCCAUACACUUAUGAUUCGUGUGAUGCCGGUAUCACGCCUAACCAGUCUUCUCCAGAUGGUAUUUCAUACUUGCCUGGCCAGAGAUUGAACUCUUGUACUUGUGCUGGCGAAGACCAUCCUAAUCCAGGAACUGGCCGUGGUGCACCCGAAAUCGAUAUCAUUGAAGCUGAGACUGAUACCAACGACUUGAAACUCGGUUUGGCUUCCCAGUCGUACCAGAUAGCGCCUAUGGAUAUUUGGUACAUGCCAGAUUACAAUUACAUGGAGAUCCACAACCAGGAAGUUACCAGUGCUAACGUUUAUACUGGUGGUCCGAUCCAACAGGCAGUUUCUGGAGUUACCACGUUAAACAACACCUGGUACGAGCGUGGUGACGGUGCUGGAAAGUACCAGGUUUACGGGUACGAGUACCUUAACGAUAAUGAAGAUGGUCAUUUGACAUGGUACGUUGGUGAAGAUCCAACACUUACUGUUCAUGCUAAGGCACUUGGGCCUAACGGUAACAUUGGAUGGAGAAGACUCUCCAAAGAACCCAUGGCGGUGGUGAUGAACCUUGGUAUUUCCAACUCGUGGGCAUACAUUGACUGGCCCACGAUGAUUUUCCCAGCCCAUCUUCGUGUGGACUACGUCAGAGUGUACCAGCCAGAAGACCAGAUCAACGUUACUUGUGAUCCAGACGAUUUCCCAACUUCUGAUUAUAUUGAGCUGCAUUUGGAAGCAUACAAGAACCCUAACUUGACCUUGUGGUCAGAAACCAAAUACAGCUUGCCCAAGAACAAACUUACACAUAAGUGUUAA